AUGGCGAUGGCGACGGUGCGGCGCCAUGCGGUGUGGGCCCUGGCGGUGCUUGCGCUGCUGUGCGGCUGCUGCUCCUCCGUGUGGGGGGUGAAGGCGACGGUUACGGUGGGAAAAACUCCUCCAACGCUUAACUCUCAACUUUCUGUGCUGCAGCACAAAUGGCAGCCGGCGAAUGUGUCGGUAGAGGUGUCGUGCGCGGAUGCAAAUGAGGUGUUGCAUUGGCGCUUUCCUGCCAAUGAGAGUUGGGAGAGUUGUACAACUGCGGUGGAAAAACUUGGCUACACUUUUGUUGGGGAGGCUGCUGAAGCGCAGAGUUAUUCAGCCAUUGAGGACGUUGUUGUGGUGGAUGUGUCUCAGUAUGGGGGCGAUGCUGGUGUCGGUGAGUCCAUCUGCCUCUCGGCCGCGUCGCUGUACAUGAGCAAGAAAUGUAAGGCAAAGUGCGGCGCAGUCACAGACACGGCAUCGAAGCAGACGGCGUUCACGAUGGAAUUUCCUACGCACGUCGGCAGCGGAGUGCACAAAAAGUGGGAGGAAGCACGCAAGGUCCCCGGCAGCGCGUCUCCCCCUCUUGAUGGUGCAGGAACCGGUCUGCUUGGCAAGUCGGGUGUUUGCCCCUUAACAGACGCCGUCGAAAAACCAGCUGCAAAGGCUGACAUUGCGCCUGAACACAGCGCGUCACCACCUGCUGCAGAAGAACCCGCAGCCUUACCGGUCGAUGCCGCAGCUUCGUCCAAAGCCACAGCCGGCUCAGAGGAGAGCGCGGCACAUCGACCCAGUGAAACGCAAACACCUUCAACCUCUGCACCGCCAUCGAAGACACCCCCUUCCACCCCUUCCACCCCUCCCGCCCCUCCCGCCCCUCCCGCCGACGGCGCAGAUGGAGGCACGACGACAACGACUACCAGCAGUCCUGUUGCGGGGAAACACACAAAAAGCAAGGCAGACGGCAGCGAUACCACUCUUUUCAUGAUGCGCACACCUGUACUGCUGUUGCUGCUGCUCAUGGCUGCCGUUGCCUGCGCUGCUGGGCAGUGGUGA
Trypanosoma rangeli is the source of this 1038-nucleotide messenger RNA. Its product is annotated as mucin-like glycoprotein. Lineage: Eukaryota; Euglenozoa; Kinetoplastea; Trypanosomatida; Trypanosomatidae. The transcript has a single exon. Bases 1 to 1038 code for a protein of 345 amino acids. The record is from RefSeq and is a predicted model, not a curated record.